GAUUCUUUUUAUAUAUAUAUAUAUAUAUAUACUUCUAUUUCUUUUUAUAAUUAAUAUUUAGAAAAACUAUAUUUACAUUUAUAUAUAUAUGUACCUUACUUAGUCAUGACCCCAUAUAGCUAUCACUAUGAUAAGAAUGAAUUGGAAUCGGCGUUCGAACUAGACGAUGAUGAUUCUAUUUUCAGUAGAACAAGUUUGGAUCACCAUCUAUCCCAACAUCAACACAAGCGUACUUCCCAUAAUCUUGAUCAAGACGACAACGACGACGAUGACGAUGCAUUAUCUUUAUUAUCAGAUCAUGAUGAACAAACGCUUUUACCUUCAGCACGUCAUUCUAAUCGAUCAACUGCUUCUAUAUUCUCGUUUGAAACCAUACCCAUGAUACCAUUAACUCAAACUCAAUCUCGUGCUCCAGAAUUACAAAGAAAAGUAUCUCUUAUCAAUGGUCUUGGUCUUGUUAUUGGAUCCAUGAUAGGAAGUGGUUUAUUUAGUUCUCCAGGUCCUGUAUUGGAAGCUACAGGUGCCACAGGAACAGCUUUAUUAGUUUGGUUGGCUGCUGGUUUAUUGGCUCUUUCUGGUGCAUUAUGUUAUGCUGAAUUGGGUACUCUCUUUACAGAAAAUGGAGGGGAAAUUCUUUACUUGGGACGAGCAUAUGGUAGUAUGGUGGCAUUUGUAUUUGAAUUCGUGACUAUUAUGGUACAAAAGCCUGGUAGUGUCGCGAUUGUAUGCACUGUACUUGGAGAAUAUAUAUCAAGAAUUGCCUAUCAUACUUACUUUUUUAAUAUCCCUCAUGAUUCUGAUGCAGCUGUGGAAUUGGCAGACUCCGUGAUCCCUGACUUUUUACCCAAAUUGGUGGCAACAGUGUCCCUUAUCCUACUUGGUCUUAUUAAUACUCUUUCCACACGAGCAGGUAUUCACGUUCAAGAUAUAUUGACUGUACUGAAAGUCUUGACGGCUGUGAUAAUAUCAGUAACGGGUGUGGUACUAUUAGCCCAAGGGACUAUGCAAGGUAAUAGUUUUCAAACGGAACCUCUCUUUGCUGGUAUUGAUUCGAUUGGUUUUGGACAAUAUACAAUGGCAUUUUACUCUGGAUUAUGGGCUUAUGAUGGAUGGAAUAGUCUUAACUAUAUAUCAGGAGAAAUGAAAGAUCCUCAUCGUGAUUUACCUCGUGUGCUUUUCUUUGGUAUUCCCCUGGUGAUUAUUUGUUAUCUACUAGCUAAUGUGGCGUAUCUUGGUGUCCUUCGACCAGAAGUGGUGAUGCAUACAAACACUGUGGCAAUGGAUUUUGGUAAAAAAGUAUUUGGACAAAUUGGUGGUAUACUUUUUGCAGCUAGUGUUGCAUUAAGUUGCUUUGGUUCAGCCAAUGCAAGUAUCUUCACUGGAUCUCGUAUUAUCUAUGUAUCAGCGAAACAAGGACAUUUACCAGCAUUUCUUGGCAAAUUGAAUGGAAAUCGACAAACACCAGUGACAGCUGUUGCUCUUCAACUUGCAUUGACGACAAUUUUCAUCUGGGUGGGAAGUUUCCGAGCUUUGAUCAAGUUUUAUUCUGUAUGCGCCUGGUUGUUCCACUUUUUAGGUGUGUUCUCCUUAUUGGUAUUCAGAUAUAGAGAACCUGAACUCAAACGACCUUUCAAAGUUUGGUUACCAACGCCUAUCCUGUUUUGUAUGAUUGCUCUAUUUUUAUUUACUACACCAUUUCUGGAAGCUCCUUAUGAAAGUCUGUCAGCUCUUGGAUUUCUUCUCUUGGCUAUCCCCAUAUACCUUGUAAAUAUCAAAUACAGAGCAACUCUAAUCUCUUUCUGGAUAGAUAUAACGGACAGAGUACGAAGGAAACAUAAAGGAUAUCAAGGAAUGGAAAUGACAGAAACGUAGAUUAUGGAUUGUUAUUAGUUUAGAUAUACCUUUUUAUUAUUUUAUUAUUAUUUUAUCCUGGAAAAAGAAAUAAAUAGUAUAAUGGAUGAUAAUUUGAUGAUGAUAAUGUA
Halteromyces radiatus is the source of this 1982-nucleotide messenger RNA. Its product is annotated as L-methionine transporter. The coding region runs from base 106 to 1872 and encodes 588 amino acids. Gene Ontology annotation, molecular function: L-amino acid transmembrane transporter activity. The transcript has 7 exons. The record is from RefSeq and is a predicted model, not a curated record. Gene Ontology annotation, biological process: amino acid transmembrane transport. Gene Ontology annotation, cellular component: membrane. NCBI's taxonomy places the organism in Eukaryota, Fungi, Mucoromycota, Mucoromycetes, Mucorales, Cunninghamellaceae.